Messenger RNA from Ilyonectria robusta, 741 nucleotides. RefSeq lists its product as uncharacterized. Bases 389 to 730 code for a protein of 113 amino acids. The record is from RefSeq and is a predicted model, not a curated record. The transcript has a single exon. NCBI's taxonomy places the organism in Eukaryota, Fungi, Ascomycota, Sordariomycetes, Hypocreales, Nectriaceae.
UUCAGGCACUCAGACUCUCCUGGCUUGAUCCCAAUAGAAAGAAGACCCCAGGAAACAACUUUAUGAGAAGAUCUAUAGCCCUAUCUUUCUUCAAUACUGAGCAGCCCUGUUUAGAUUACAACGCUGGCAAAGUUACAUCCAUGCUUCAAUAAUCGCUGUUACAUGCAUGGACUUCCACAGCAAUCCACCUGACAUCGGGCAUGGCAAUUUUGAUCGUCCAUCCGACACGCCGCCCAAGCCCUCCCACAAGCCGGACUCGAAGCCGUCGUCUCCCAACUUCGACACGGAGGGGGUGGACUGUUACAACAGCGGGUAAUUCAUCAACCGCGGCCUGGCUAUCCAGGCGCUCGAGUACUUCUGCGACCUCUUUGAGGGUCAGGUGCUGGACAUGACACGACCCGAGACGGAGCGCACGCUCAUGUGCAAUCACGGCGUCCAUUGCAUCCCCGCCGGCAAUGGCUGCUUCGUCAACGUCCUUGCGAGCAUCGCGGCCAAGAACUGGUGUCGAUUCGCCGUGGGCGGCAAGGGGGCCAAGUCGGAGUGUGGUCGCAUCUUAAGGCGCGUCAUCGAUGAGUGCGAUACGUCUUUGACGCAGUUCAAGCAGGAUGGCUAUCUUGGGAGACUUCUUCUUCUCAGACAGGCGGUGAUGUCGAUCUUGUCAUUUACCACCAUGAACACCUUGACGCAAUCCAUAUAUCUAUUCUUAACUGCUAGGGCGAUAGGGGUGUAGCUCUAAUUUCC